AUGCCGCCAUCAAGGCCGCUACUUCAUAGCCGUCGAUUACUGCCACAGAAUAAGUCGAAGUCUCGCGGCUUCGUUUCAGGUCCAACCAACAUAGGCUAUGUGAGAUUGAUCAAACGGCCGUGGUCCAGAGCGUUGAUUCCGCAUAUAUUGUUCGCUGGCACCGCCCUCUAUAUCUGGCAGUCGAUUUUUCUGGCGCACAAUGAUAACAGCAAUGUAAAGUCGCGGAAAUCUUCUGAGAAACGUCCUACGCAGGAGAAAACAGUCCGGGGCCCUUCAAGACCUGUUUUCAUACCGACUGGCUGGGCACGGUUACAGGAAGGCAAGUUAUACGCAGCCUCGGAUCCCGAGUGGAAGGAAUUUGCCAAGAUCUCCAAAGAUGAUGGAAAGCUCCGAGCGCUCAAAGAUGAGUUGAUAUCUGUUGCCCUGAAUGAGGCAUCGCGAUCAAUUUCACUCUCGCGCAUGCUCGGAGCGCCUUUUACGAUAGAAGGGCAAUGGCUACAACCGCAGUUCCCUUCUCGAGCCAAAGCCGCUUACUUUCAGUCAGGAUUAUUAUUUACCGACACCGCGGUCGCCUGGGUUUCGAAGCCCGUCUCAACAGUACGGGCGUCUUACGUGGCCCUGGCCGCCCUUGAUGCGUAUUCAGUCCUCUGGGGGAGAUUUCAUGGCCAAUUUAGCGCUAAGAGCUCGGUUGCUGAUCGAGCGUUGGGAUUGUCAGACUAUCCCAGGACAAUAUUACCUUCGGACUUCAAAACACUGGAUAAGCUGGGUGAUGCAUCGCGACCAGAACCACCGAACAGGCCAAACCGAGAUGAUGGCACGCAGCUACAAUCUUCAUUCCUUUUAUCUACGCUACGGUGGCUACCUCUGCCAAAGUUCAGCCCUGGUUCGGAUUUUCACGCAGCUUCGCUGGCGUUCAAGGCUAAAAUAAACCAAUGCCUAGAAAUGAACUCGCGUGCUCAUCGCCAGGGAACGUUCUCCAUUCGUGGGCCUGUGGGCCUAAGGGGCUCACUCGGUUUCUGCAGGGUCGAGGUGGAUGCCGAGUACGACCCAGUGGCCUCGGAGUGGGUAUCUGUCACUAUGCACCUCAAAGACGUGUUUUUCUUCCAACAACAGCCUCUUGGGGGUAAAUGA
Molecule: messenger RNA, 1131 nt
Organism: Aspergillus mulundensis
Lineage: Eukaryota; Fungi; Ascomycota; Eurotiomycetes; Eurotiales; Aspergillaceae
Exons: 4
Coding region: 1-1131 (376 amino acids)
Source: RefSeq, a predicted model, not a curated record